Oreochromis niloticus (Nile tilapia) is the source of this 637-nucleotide messenger RNA. RefSeq names its product MORN repeat containing 2 (gene morn2). The record is from RefSeq and is a predicted model, not a curated record. NCBI's taxonomy places the organism in Eukaryota, Metazoa, Chordata, Actinopteri, Cichliformes, Cichlidae. The transcript is spliced from 7 exons. The coding region runs from base 135 to 575 and encodes 146 amino acids.
AGCCUCUAACUCCCUUUAAAACACAGGACCCCGGGCUUACUGGCAGCAUUAGCUAUAUUUAAGGAAGUUGGCCAGAACACAGCAUUUGCUCUCGGCUCUGACAACCAUCUGCCAGCUGGGGGAAGCUGUCACGGAUGUCUGAUAAGAAAGGAGGCGAUUCUUUGAACACUAAUGAUGGGGGUGGACCUCUAAAAGUCUCCUACAUUUUUCCAAACGGAGACAGAUAUGAGGGAGGGUGCAGCAGGUCUGCAUAUGGAGCACUGGUGAGGAGCGGUGCUGGUAAACACACCUCAGCAUGUGGCAUCACAUACACUGGAGAGUGGCAUGAGGACAAAAUGCAUGGUAGAGGCACCAUGCAGUAUCCCUCUGGAGCACAAUAUGAAGGAGAAUUCAAAGACAACAUGUACAACGGCACAGGAACAUACACCUUCCCAGAUGGUUCUAUGUGUAAAGGUCACUUUCAUAAUAACAGGUUGGAGGGAGAUGGGGCCUUCAUUAGUGCACAGGGACUGGUCUGGACGGGGGAGUUCCACGGCAAAGCAGCGCUUGGACUCAAAUUGCAACACAAUCUUUAGGCAAAACAAAUACCACACUUUGGCACCACACAACUAUAACAUUAAAAUGUAACUGUAUCAGA